Molecule: messenger RNA, 799 nt
Organism: Paramecium sonneborni
Lineage: Eukaryota; Ciliophora; Oligohymenophorea; Peniculida; Parameciidae
Source: the annotation of a GenBank genome assembly
AAAAAUAAAGCCAUGAGUGAUCAUGAGGAUCAAUAAAAUGUGUAGCAAGAAGAAACAGCAUCAAAUCCACCUAAAUUUGAAGACUAUUCUGAUGUAUAAAAAAAGAAAAUAUCUAGAUUGAUAAAACUCAAAUUCCUAGUUUUGAAAAGAAUGCAGGAACAGAAUGUUUUAAGAAAGGUGAUUAUUUUGAAGCAAUACGUCAUUAUUCGAAAGUACAAUUUUUUUACAUAUUUAAGGCAGUAAUGGCGUAUUAAUUUUUAAUACAGGAUGGAGUAGUGAAUGAUCCAGAAGAAAUGAAAAAGAUUACAUAAGAAAUAUACGUAUAAUAAAAUUUAUACAUCUAUUAGCUUCCCUGUAGUCUCAAUUUAUCUCUAUGUUAUAUCAAAUAAAAGGAAUAUUAAAUGGGAAAGGACUUUGCAAAUAAAGCAUUAGAAGUUGAAGCUAAUAAUUUAAAAGGUUUAUAUAGGAGAGGAAUUUGUUUAAUGAAUUUAUAAGAAGUAAGAAAUAAUUCUAGAAAAGUUUAAAGCAGCUGGAGAGGAUUUUAAAAGAGUUUUAGAUAUUGAACCAAAUAAUGAAGAUGCAAAAUAAGCUUGGGAACAAUUAUUAAAAAAGAAAGAAUAAAUAAAACAAAGAUAAAAGGCAAUAAGCGAAAAAAUGUUAAAUAGUUUGAAUUAUGAGGAUAAAAUUGAGACACAAAAAAAAAAUGUUAAAAAAAAUUGGUUUAAAGAGAAAUAUGAUUGGUUAAAAUCAAUAUUGUGUGUUAGAAAAAAGGGAAAAAUAAAUUGAGGAUAAGUUUUUG